CAACCACCCAUUUCCCACGUUGCCUGUAGGAUAAGCCUACAUUUACCAGUUUGUUAAUUCAGCUGUGUCCAGGGUGGACAUGUCUGCAUCGUUAGUGGAUAGGCAUGGUUUCAAAUGCAUGCGCAAAACAAAAUAGCAAGCAGGCGGUACCACCUUCGAAUAUACAAGGCGUGCUUUGUCGGAACAGAUGCUGUUGAUUGGCUAAUACAAACUAGACACGCCCACACACGCGAUGAAGCAAUCGCGUCAAUGAGAAUUCUUCAAGAUCACCUUGUUAUACACCAUGUGUGUGACGAGCACGUGUUCAAAGACGAAUACUUGUUUUACCGUUUCCGGCGCGAUGACGAUUCGUACACGUGCUACAAAGAUCUCAAGUCUUUCUACCGAGGCCAGUGCCUCAGUCAGAGACUGCAUAAUAAAAGAGAGGUUCUCAGGGACAUCCACGCCAACGGUCAACUCUACAGAUCGUCCUUCCUGGGUUGCGAUCUCGUCGAGUGGUUAGUGGACAAUAACGAGGCCUUUUCCAGAGAGUAUGCCAUUAAAUACUGCAAAAAGCUCAUGGAAAACGAUAUCAUCAAACACGUGACCGAUGAUUUUCGUUUUCGAGAUGACCGGCUGAUUUACCAGUUCACAAUAGACUUCAGUCAACCUUAUCUUCUGUGCGAUAUCUCCCGAUUUAGGCGAACUCUCUCCGAAAGAAGUUCGUCUGGGACUGGCUCCGAUACAACAGAUACAGGCAUUAACCAAGAAAUUUCAACUUCUCAUUCUACGAUCUCAGAUGAUGAAUUCUGCACACCGUGCAAACCAAACAUCAAAGAUGAUGUCAGCAACUCGGAACAAAAAUCAGACACACAUAUCCAACAACCACAGUCAGUUUUAUUACGACAUAUGACUGCAGAAGAACUUGAAGAUCCCGACACGCCCUACGUGAAACACAAAGUACGGGUGUUCUGCGAUUCUGUUGGAUAUGGGUUUGUUAUACGGGGCGAAGGUCCUGUCUAUAUUCAGAUUGUCGACCCAGAAGGCCCCGCAGUCGCGGCGGGACUGAAGGUGCGACAGUAUCUUCAUUCCGUGAAUGGCGUGAAUGUGUUGAGGAAGGAUCACAGGACAGUAGCCAAAAUGAUUAUUGAGAAUCCUGGUUUUGUUAAUCUCGUCAUAAUGACCCACAAAAGAGACACGUUUUCAUAAUGUUCUCCUUUAGUCAUUAACCAAACUGCAUCAACAUUCAUCCUCUGUACGAUAUCUAUUAAGCGCAGACCAGAGUUACAUUUGUUGACACUGUAUUUAUAUACAUAUGUAUAUUAAAAAAUGUUAUGGUUCUGUGUAUCAUUGUAAACCACAUUAAUCGGCCAUAUAUGAAGUGAAAAAUAAAGUUUAAAAAAUCC
This is a messenger RNA of Gigantopelta aegis, 1385 nucleotides long. Its product is annotated as DEP domain-containing mTOR-interacting protein-like. The transcript has 9 exons. Gene Ontology annotation, molecular function: protein binding. Bases 115 to 1188 code for a protein of 357 amino acids. Gene Ontology annotation, biological process: intracellular signal transduction. The record is from RefSeq and is a predicted model, not a curated record. Lineage: Eukaryota; Metazoa; Mollusca; Gastropoda; Neomphalida; Peltospiridae.